This is a messenger RNA of Photinus pyralis (common eastern firefly), 1389 nucleotides long. RefSeq lists its product as uncharacterized. Bases 139 to 1356 code for a protein of 405 amino acids. The record is from RefSeq and is a predicted model, not a curated record. The transcript has 3 exons. Lineage: Eukaryota; Metazoa; Arthropoda; Insecta; Coleoptera; Lampyridae.
AAAUUCCCACGCGCGCUAGUCCAGUCCGCCCGCGCGCGUUGUCGAGAGCGGAAAAGCGUUGGGUGAUUGCUACUUUUAAAAAUCGCAAUAACUUUCCAGUUUCCCUAUAGUGCCAGUGCAAAAACGGGGUGUGUAUCGAUGAAGAAAAAACGACGUAACCUACCUCCUAUAAAAGUGUAUAUGUCUGAAAUUAAUAUUUCGCCGCCAAUAUCUGUUCGAAACGAGGGAAACAUGGUAAAGAAAAAUUCGAAUUUAAAGCUUCAGAUAAAACCUAGACCUCCCAAAAAUAAGGAAAAUAAGAAUGAUCAAGAGGAACAGGAGGACGAACGUCCUUUAACCGCAACAUUAGAAAAACCUCAAAUUUUAGACAUAAAGUUCAUAAACAAAAUUGAUAUGUCCUUAAUAAGAAAGGAGUUUUUAUGUAUAACAAACCUUUGCCGUGCACCACUAACGGUAAUCAAACUCCCCAACGAAGGUCCAUUAACAGAUCGUCCCCUCAGUUUACCCAAUUGCAUAGUGAAAAAAAUCGUCGACGUCGAGCCGCCACGUUCUAAAACAAGUUGCGAGAUGAAUAAAAAAUGCAAAUCGCAUACGGCCGGACCGAAAAAAGUGCAAAAUUUGAUAGUGCCGAUUAGGAACAUAACUAAAUCUCCCAGAAGUAAUGGCGUUACUAAAAAAACGGAAAACGACGCGUCCCAAAAGCUAAUGAGAAUUGUUCGUACGAAUGAUUAUAAUAAGACCAUGAAACUUCCUCAACCUUGCACGACUUGCGGAAGGCCAGAUCAACCGGAACGUUUUCACAGCCAUCCAGUUGCUACUUCCAAAUCUCCACCAAAACCGAAUGAAAAUAUAAAAAUUUUGACGAAAUCUACUGUCCAAAAGCCGGUCGCAAUCAAAUACAAAUCCAAGCAAAGUGAGAGUAAAGUACAAAAAGUUGAACCGGUGCCGAGGAAGAAGACCGGAAGUGAACGCGCAAAAAUUAAUUCGAAACCGGCGUCUGGUGUAAAAGGACCUAAGACGUUAAUGUGUUAUAUUUGUGGUAGAGAAUUUGGAACAGCUUCGUUGCCGUUACAUGAGCCCCGGUGUCUAGAGAAAUGGCAAAGAGAAAACAUGACUUUACCGGCCAAUCAACGCAUGAAUCUACCGAAAAAACCCGACAUACCUAUGAACAGUGAGCAAUGGAAUCAACGUGCAUGGGAAUCGUGCCAAGCUUCCCUAGUUCCUUGCGACUCUUGCGGCCGAACGUUUUUACCUGACCGACUUACAGUGCAUCAACGUAGCUGCAACAAUUCCAAGACCGCGGUGAGUGAGAACUCAUUUUUUUGUUCCUUAAAUGAGGCCUUCCAUUUUAAAUAGUAUUUAUCUAUUGCGCCCACCAAACCUGAGACU